AUGGAAACCUACAACGGCUACGUGCGGACUCCCGCAGAUGCUAUCAAGUUAUUCGAAGCUUGCAGACUAGGGCUACUGCCCCGAGUACAGAGGCGACUUUCGGAGAAAGAAAGACAGUCCAUCAGAUCCGGAUCCGUCUUUGUAUGGGAUGAGCGGGAAGCCGGCAUGCGCAGAUGGACCGAUGGGAAAUCAUGGAGUGCCAGCAGAGUUUCUGGUAGCUUCCUGACAUACCGAGAGAUGGAAGGCAAGCGAGGCAGUGGAUUUGGAAACACACGUCGCAGCAACGGAAGGACGCCAGACAGCGGUCGCAUGAGCGAUGAUGACCCGGACGGCGAGCCUGAGGGUUACAGAUACAAGGCCGACGGGCUGAUGAAGCAGUCGUUCAGCAUCACAACAUCACAAGGACAACAUCUACACCUGAUAUCCUACUACUCGCGACCGCAUCCAGGCUCCCCAGACUUGCCGCAACCAAGCAGCGAUCCUCAGCUCCGACACAUAAUUCCAGCAAAGGGCAUGUACCCAGAAUCAAGUCUGCACGAUGCCAACCCGCCCGCCCUCACACGAACCCCCAUGCAGCCGUACACCACGCAAAGUCCGCCCGAACAACCAGCAUAUGGAUACACGUGGGGCCCGCCGGCCUGGAUGGGUCCAUGGCCGCCGUCACCGAACGGCACUCCGCCG
This is a messenger RNA of Pseudomassariella vexata, 681 nucleotides long. RefSeq names its product camp independent regulatory protein. The annotation marks the transcript as partial. Lineage: Eukaryota; Fungi; Ascomycota; Sordariomycetes; Amphisphaeriales; Pseudomassariaceae. The transcript has a single exon. The record is from RefSeq and is a predicted model, not a curated record. Gene Ontology annotation, molecular function: DNA binding.